AUGGCGGACGGGGCGCCCCGGCCCCCGCUGUCCCGCAGCGUGUCGUUCAAGCUGCUGGAGCGCUGGAGCGGCGGGCCCGGCGCGCGGGAGGCGGCGGCGGACACCCCCGGGCUGCGGCGCCGGGCCUCGUGCCGGCCGGUGGCGGCCGCGCAGGACCAGCCCUCCCGGCGCGUGUCCAAGCUGGCGUCGGGGCCCGCGGCCUCCCCCGCGCAGCCGCGCCCGCUCCGCAGCCUGUCGCCGUCGGUGCGCCAGCUCUCCCGGCGCUUCGACGCGCGGCGGCCGGACGGCGACCCCGCGGGGGCCCGCGACGGGGGCGUCUCCCCGGGCGCCGCGGAGGAAGCGGCCGCCGAGGGCGCGGCGCGCGGGGCCUGGCCCAGCGUCACCGAGAUGCGCAAGCUCUUCGGCGGCCCGGGAGCCCGGCGGGCCGGAGCCGGAGCCGGCGCCGACCCCGAGCCCUCCGGGGCGGCCUGCCUCGACGGGGCCGUCGCCUGGGAGCCUCCGCCUCCCCGCGAGCCCCGGCAGCCCCCGCCGCCCCCUCCUCGGACGUGCUUCCCCUUGGCGGGCCUGCGCGCUGCACGGUCGCUGCCGGGCCCCGGGACGAUGGAGGGGAGGAGGUGGCGGCAGCAGCAGCAGCAGGAGCGGGCGCAGCGUCCGGCGGAUGGUUUACAUUCUUGGCAUAACUUCUCCCAACCGCAGGCCGGGGCCCGGGCCUCCUGCUCCUCCUCCACCUCCUUCUCCAUCGCCGCCUCCUAUCCUGUCAGCCGCAGCCGGGCAGCCAGCACCAGCGAGGAGGAAGUGGAGGGCCCCGGGCUGCAGAGCCCGGCCUACCGCGGCGACCCCUCUGCGGCGCUGGGCAGUGACGAGGACCACGACGGUCACUCUCACCGCUGGGCAGGGAAGCCGGGACCCAGGCCUGCAAGUUCUCUUGUGGAUCGGGACUCCGGGCCUGACAGUUAUGGGUUAAAUCUGGACACCAUGGACUCCUCCUCAAGGCCAGUACGGAGCCCUGAGCCCCUAGCCUCACCCAGAGCCUCCCGAGAGGAAGAACUUCAGGAAUGGGCCACAGGUUCACCUCCCUGUGGACCCUGUGCCCAGGAGGGACUUAGGCCCUUGUCGGACUCCGUUGGAGGCGCUUUUCGGGUGGCUAAGGUGAGUUUCCCUCCUUACCUGGCCAGCCCAGCCGGCUCCCGGGGCAGCAGCCGUUAUUCUAGCACCGAGACACUCAAGGAUGAAGAUCUGUGGGCCAGCCGGGGUUCAGGGAGCUGGGGCAUAUACCGGUCCCCAAGCUUUGGAGCUGGGGAAGGCUUCCCCCUGCGGCCCCAGGCUCGAACUCGCUGCAAAGGACUGGUGGGCACUGCCAGGGCGCUUGAAAUGGACAAGAACCGGCAACGCAAGUCUCUGUCGAAUCCAGAUAUCGCCUCCGAGACCCUCACGCUUCUUAGCUUCCUGCGCUCGGACCUUUCAGAGCUGAGGGUCCGGAAACCUGGUGGAAGAACAGGGGACACCAGCAGUGGCCCCUCAGAUGGCAGAGGCUCCCCAGCGGUAGAAGGGCCUGUGGGGCCCUUGGGACCCAUGUCCCCUCCAGCCCCAGCCUCCCCAGGUGCCCGGCCCACCCUCAAGGACCUGACGGCCACCCUGCGGAGGGCUAAGUCCUUCACCUGCUCUGAGAAGCCAGUGUCUCACCGCGUCCCCCGCACCAGUGUCCUGAAACCCAGCUCCUCCGAGCUCCUGCUGGCAGGUGUUGGAGCCGAGGAGGACCCCCUGCCCCAUGUCAUCCAGGACCAGUAUGUACAAGAAGCCAGGCAGGUGUUUGAGAAGAUCCAGCGCAUGGGUGCCCAGCAAGACGAGGGGAGUGAGGUGCCCCUGGGCAGUCCGGACUGGGCUUCAGGGGAAACUCAAGGGCAGCGGUCCCAGGAGGAGCUCUCUGGCCCUGAGUCCAGCCUGACGGAUGAAGGUAUUGGAGCCGACCCUGAGCCUCCCAUUUCAGCCUUUUCCAGCUUGGGGACCUCAGGAGUGUGGCGUCCCCUCUCCUCAUCUUCAGCCCCACUCAACCACCAUGGUCCUGGGGCCGAAGAUAGUCUGGGGGGAUGGACUCUGGUGUCCCCUGAAACACCUUCCACACCUGGUGCCCUCCGCCGCAGACGAAAAGUUCCCCCUUCAGGUCCUGGUGGGACAGAACUGAGCAAUGGGGAGGCCGGGGAGGCCUACAGGUCUCUAAGUGAUCCCAUUCCGCAGCGCCACCGGGUGGCUGCCACCGAGGAGCCUUCAGGGUUCUCUGUGGACAGCAACCUGCUGGGUUCUCUGAGUCCCAAGACUGGGCUUCCAGUGGCCUCUGAGGUGGACGAGGGCUUGACUGGUGGCCACAGUGACUGGUCUGUGGGCAGUGAAGAGACUAAAGGCUACCAGGAGGUCAUUCAAAGCAUUGUUCAGGGGCCUGGUGCCUUGGCGCGAGUAGUAGACGAUAGAUCAGCUGGCAAAGCCCCUAAGAAGAAAUCUCUGAGUGACCCCAGCCGGCGAGGGGAGCUGGCUGGGCCAGAAUUCAAGGGUCCUGGAGGGGAGCCCAUCCGAGAAGUGGAGCCAGCUCUGCCUCCAUCUAGCAGUGAACCCCUCUUAGCCGAGCGGCCCACCGAUGCAGAAGAGAACAGUGCUGCCAGGGGCCGGGCACAAUCUGAGAGGGCACUGGGGGCCCCGCCCGCUGCUGCCGCCCACAGUGACUUCUACCUUGACCCUAAGCUGGCUGACGUCCUGUCCCCGAGGCUCCACCGCCGCAGCUCCAAGAAGCGGCCAGCCCGGAGCAGUCAUCAAGAGCUCCAGAGAGAGGGCCAGGACCACACGGGCAGCCUGUCUCGGGCCCGACCCUGCUCUAAGCACGUGCGCCAUGCCAGUGUGCCCGCCACCUUCAUGCCCAUCGUGGUGCCUGAGCCUCCCACUUCCACUGGCCCGCCAGUGGCCGUGCCGGAGCCAGUGGGCCAUUCUGCCAGACCCAACCCUAUGGCGCAGGCCCCCUCGUUGGAAGACGUCACGAAGCAGUACAUGCUGACCCUCUGCUCUGGGGAGGUGCCAGCCCCUGUGCCUGUGGAUGUGCCCUGUUUGACUCCAGUUGUGCCACCCUCUGUGCCCUGUUUGACUCCAGUUGUGCCACCCUCUGCAGAGACCAAGCCCUCCGAGACAGUCCGGGCUCCAAAUGAGCCUGCCCCCACCAGCAAGUGCUGCAGCAAGCCCCAAGUGGACAUGCGGAAACACGUGACCAUGACGCUGCUGGACACGGAACAGUCGUAUGUGGAGUCGCUGCGCACCCUGAUGCAGGGCUACAUGCGGCCACUGAAGCAGCCAGAGAAUUCUCUGCUGUGUGACCCGGCACUGGUGGACGAGAUCUUCGACCAGAUCCCCGAGCUGCUGGAGCACCACGAGCAGUUCCUGGAGCAGGUCCGCCACUGUGUGCAGACCUGGCACGCGCAACAGAAGGUGGGAGACCUGCUCCUGCAGUCGUUCUCUAAGGAUGUCCUGGUCAACAUCUACUCUGCCUACAUCGAUAACUUUCUCAAUGCCAAGGACGCCGUGCGUGUGGCUAAGGAGGCCAGGCCAGCCUUUCUCAAGUUCCUGGAGCAAAGCAUGCGGGAGAACAAGGAGAAGCAAGCCCUGUCUGACCUUAUGAUCAAGCCUGUGCAACGCAUCCCUAGAUACGAGCUGCUGGUGAAGGACCUCCUGAAGCACACGCCUGAGGACCACCCAGACCAUCCUCUACUGCUGGAUGCCCAACGGAACAUCAAGCAGGUGGCUGAGCGCAUCAACAAGGGCGUUCGACAUGCGGAAGAGGCAGAGCGGCAUGCUCGAGUGCUGCAGGAGAUUGAGGCGCACAUCGAAGGCAUGGAGGAGCUCCAGGCUCCACUGCGACGCUUCCUAAGGCAGGAGAUGGUCAUUGAAGUGAAGGCGGUGGGCGGCAAAAAAGACCGGUCACUCUUCCUCUUCACUGACCUCCUGGUCUGCACCACCCUGAAGCGGAAGUCGGGCUCCCUUCGUCGGAGCUCCAUGAGCUUGUACACGGCAGCCAGCGUCAUCGACACGGCCAGCAAGUACAAGCUGCUGUGGAAGCUGCCGCUGGAGGACGCAGACAUCGUUAAAGGGGCAACCCAAGCCACCAACCGGGAGAACAUACAGAAGGCCAUCAGCCGCCUUGAUGAGGACCUGAGCACCCUAGGCCAUAUGAGCAAACUCUCUGAGAAUCUGGCCUUCCCCCACCAGAACCUGGACGAUGCACUGCGGGACCUGUCGGCCGCCAUGCACCGGGACCUGUCGGAGAAGCAGGCGCUGUGCUACUCGCUUUCCUUCCCCCCCACCAAGCUGGAGCUAUGCACCACGAGGCCUGAGGGCACUGACUCCUUCAUCUUUGAGUUCCCCCACCCUGAUGCCCGCCUCGGCUUUGAGCAGGCCUUUGAUGAGGCCAAGCGGAAGCUGGCAUCCAGCAAAAGCUGUCUAGACCCCGAAUUUCUGAAGGCCAUCCCCAUCAUGAAGACCCGAAGCGGCAUGCAGUUCUCCUGUGCGGCCCCAACCCUGAGCAGCUGCCCAGAGCCCACACCCGAGGUAUGGGUCUGUAACAGCGAUGGGUAUGUGGGCCAGGUGUGCCUGCUGAGCCUGCGCUCUGAGCCGGACGUGGAGGCCUGCAUUGCUGUGUGCUCUGCCCGAAUCCUCUGCAUUGGAGCCGUGCCUGGCCUACAGCGCAGCUGCCAUCGGGAACCCUCACAGAGGAACCCCACAGAGCCAGCGUCUGAGUCCACCAGACCAGAACUGGAUGAAGAGGCCACCUAUGAGGAGUCAGCUACGCUGGCAGAGCCAGGACCCCAACCCUGCCUGCACAUAUCCAUUGCUGGCUCCGGCCUGGAGAUGGCGCCAGGCCCCACAGAGGGUGACCCCCGCCCAGAACUGGUGCCCUUUGACAGCGACUCUGAUGAUGAGUCUUCUCCCAGCCCCUCUGGGACCCUGCAGAGUCAAGCCAGCCGGUCUACCAUCUCCUCUAGUUUUGGCAACGAGGAGACCCCGAGCUCCAAGGAGGCCACUGCUGAGACAACCAGUUCUGAGGAGGAGCAGGAACCAGGCUUCCUGCCCCUGGCAGGCUCCUUCGGACCCAGCGGGCCUUGUGGUUCCAGUCCAAUGGACGGGCGAGCCCUGCGCCGCUCCAGCCGAGGCUCCUUUACGCGGGGCAGCCUCGAGGACCUUCUCAGCGUGGACCCUGAAGCUUACCAGAGCUCCGUAUGGCUGGGCACCGAGGAUGGCUGUGUCCACGUGUACCAGUCCUCGGACAGCAUCCGGGAUCGCAGGAACAGCAUGAAGCUCCAGCAUGCAGCCUCAGUGACCUGCAUCCUCUACCUGAACAACCAGGUGUUCGUGUCUCUGGCCAACGGAGAACUCGUGGUCUACCAAAGAGAAGCAGGUCGUUUUUGGGACCCUCAGAACUUCAAGUCAGUGACCCUGGGUGCUCAAGGGAACCCUAUCACCAGGAUGGUGUCUGUGGGUGGGCGGCUGUGGUGUGGCUGCCAGAACCGAGUUCUUGUCCUCAGCCCUGACACGCUGCAGCUGGAGCACACGUUUUCUGUGGGGCAGGAUUCCAGCCGCAGUGUGGCCUGCAUGGUGGAUUCCAGCCUCGGCGUAUGGGUGACACUGAAAGGCAGCGCCCAUGUGUGUCUCUACCAUGCAGACACCUUUGAGCAGUUGGCAGAGGUGGAUGUCACACCUCCAGUGCACAGGAUGCUGGCAGGCUCUGACGCCAUCAUCCGGCAGCACAAGGCCGCCUGCCUGAGAAUCACAGCAUUGCUGGUGUGUGAGGAACUGCUGUGGGUGGGCACCAGUGCCGGCGUUGUGCUCACAAUGCCCACCUCGCCUGGCACUGUCAGCUGCCCCCGAGCGCCCCUCAGCCCUGCAGGCCUCGGCCAGGGACACACUGGCCAUGUUCGCUUCCUGGCCGCAGUCCAGCUACCGGAUGGCUUUGACCUGCUCUGCUCGACUCCACCACCUCCCCCAGACACAGGCCCCGAGAAGCUGCCUUCACUGGAGCACCGGGACUCCCCUCGGCACCGAGGCUCCGUGUCAGCCCGGCCAAAAAUGUUGGUCAUCAGUGGAGGGGACGGCUACGAGGACUUCCGCCUCAGUGGUGGGGCCGGGGGCAGUAGUGAGACUGUGGGCAGAGAUGACAGCACCAACCACCUCCUCCUAUGGAGGGUGUGACCCUGCCCACCCACCCUCAGUCCACCUGCCUUUUCCUUGCUCACACACAGACUCUGGCCAGGAGUAAUCCCCAGGGUUACCGCUGGGCCCUCCUGGUCACCCUACCAGCCUUGCCGAAGCAUUCCUGAUGGAUUCCCGCUGGCCAGCUGGGCCCAGAACUUUCCCGACCUCUGGCUGCUCCGGUGCUCCCAGUCAUGAGGGUGGUGGUGAGGCAUGUGGGCUGCCCAGGACCUCUGUCCCUGGAGCUUCUACCAAAGACACGGCCGGGCCUGCACCCCACAGGGCUGGGGAGGGCCAUGUGCAAUAUUGGAGGGUUUUCUGGGGGCAGUGGGAGGGCUGAGGGACGGAAUCCUUUCCCAUGUACAGUAUUUAUGUUUAUUUUUAGAUGUGUACCUUCUCAAGCACUUAUUUAUGCAGUGGCCUAGGCAGGGGUGACUUGAGGAAGUAGCAGAAGAGAAAAAGAAAAAAAACUAUUCCUGCUCUGGGGCCUGCCUUGGGAUCCCAAUCUAGGCUUCCUGGAAGACCCUAUACCCUCUUAUUACAUCCAUUUGUGUGUGCAUGCGCACACACGCACACACCCAAUACCCUAUUAUUACAUCUGCGCACACACAUGCACCAUGUUCAGAGUCCUCAAACACUGCCGCUUAACAUACAUGUCCCACAGUCGUCCUGAACAGGCCUUGUAGUGCCCAGAGCCAAGGACCAAGCCAAGCCCCACCCCGCAGUCAUCUAAGACAAGAUGAUGACCGUAAGGGGUGGGAGGCAGGGAACCCUCUGGGGGGCCUCUCUGGGCCAUGACAUUUCCUCGAUUGUUGGCAGUGCCUUUAAUAGUGUCCUGGUUUGGGGACACUGGGGCCCCGGACAGGGCCUUCUCCUGGCCCUAGCAGGGAUGAGAAAGGGCCCCUGCUCUCCUGCAGUCCCCCACCCAGCUCCCACCCCUCGUGUCUCAUGCACUGGCACAAAGGGUCACCUUGGGAGGGUGGGCUUAGGGGCCCCCCUCACUCUGACCACUGAAUUUCUCCUCACACCCCUUCCUCUAGGACGCCUAAAGCUGGGAUGCAGGGGAAGCUGGACAUGGCCUCUUUAGCUGGGAAACCCCCAACCCCCUACCAUAUCCCAGUCUGCAGGGAGCUGUGUUCACUCCCCACUCCCUCGUUUCUUCAGCUGCAGCUCCAAAGGUCCAGUUUCAGAUGGGGUAGGGUUGGUUCUGGUUCUGUUUGGGGUGGGAUGAGGGGUCAUUGCAGUUUAGAUUGUUUCUCUUGCUACCAAACAGUCAUGUAUAACUUUUCUUGGAUGAUGACGUUUAAAGAGUCAAUAAAUAGAAAUACCAAA
Molecule: messenger RNA, 7551 nt
Organism: Suncus etruscus (white-toothed pygmy shrew)
Lineage: Eukaryota; Metazoa; Chordata; Mammalia; Eulipotyphla; Soricidae
Gene: ARHGEF17
Product: Rho guanine nucleotide exchange factor 17
Exons: 22
Coding region: 1-6219 (2072 amino acids)
Biological process (GO): actin cytoskeleton organization
Molecular function (GO): guanyl-nucleotide exchange factor activity; protein binding
Source: RefSeq, a predicted model, not a curated record